GGGGGCGGGCGGGAACAGCGGCCCCGGGAGCCCCGGGCGCUGCCAGGGGAAGGGGAAGGGGGCCCCGGAGUGUGUCCCUCGCGGUCCCGGCCCUGGGCCGGCGGACCCGACGCCCGGGGCUGGGGGAGCUCUCCGGGCCCGCCAGGGCGCCCCUCCCCUCCCCCUCCCCCGCCGGCCGCAAUGAGAGGCAGAUGGCGGGGACUGAGCCGGGGGCGGCGGCUGCCGCUCUCACGGAAUUCGCGCUGCCCGCGGCCCCCUCCCCCGGGCCGGGCCCGGCACGCAGCAUCCCCUCGGCUGUACCCCCGCCCCCAGAUGGGGGGAGCGAGGGAGGAGCCACCUCCCCUCGUUGCCACAGCCCUGGAGCCCCCCUCCCUUGGCCACUGUUGCGAUGGCAACUGGGGCUCCUGCCAGCACCGUUUGGGGGUUUGGGAGCCGCUGCUAAUUGGGUUCAUGUAACUGGACUCAGAGGACGCCCCGCCAUGCUGCCGUCUGGCCCUGGGGGAGCCCCCUCCCUAUGGCGCUGCCCCUAUUGGCAUUCCUCGGCCUCCACCCCCUCGGCCUGGCAUGCAUUCGCCACCACCCCGCCCGGCCCCCUCACCUGGCACUUGGGAGAGCCAGCCCGCCCGGUCAGUGAGGCUGGGGGGACCGGGAGGGGCUUCCGGGGGGGUUGGGGGAGGCCGUGUUCUUGAGUGCCCUAGCAUCCGCAUCACCUCCAUCUCUCCCACGCCCGACCCGCCGGCCACGCUGGAGGACAACCCUGAUGCCUGGGGGGACGGCUCCCCCAGGGAUUACCCGCCACCAGAAGGCUUUGGGGGCUACCGAGAGACCGGGGGCCAGGGCGGGGGUCCCUUCUUCAGCCCCAGCCCUGGCAGCAGUAGCCUGUCCUCGUGGAGCUUCUUCUCCGACGCUUCAGACGAGGCAGCCCUGUAUGCGGCCUGCGACGAGGUGGAGUCUGAGCUAAAUGAGGCGGCCUCCCGCUUUGGCCUGGGCUCCCCCCUGCCCUCGCCUAGGGCCUCCCCUAGGCCGUGGACCCCCGACGAUCCCUGGAACCUGUAUGGUCCGAGCCCCGGAGGUCGGGGGCCAGAGGAUAGCUGGCUACUCCUCAGCGCUCCUGGGCCCACCCCAGCCUCCCCGCGGCCCGCCUCUCCCUGUGGCAAGCGGCGCUAUUCCAGCUCUGGGACCCCGUCUUCGGCCUCCCCAGCUCUGUCCCGCCGCGGCAGCCUGGGGGAGGAGGGGCCCGAGCCACCUCCACCACCCCCAUUGCCUCUGGCCCGUGACCCUGGCUCCCCUGGCCCUUUUGACUACGUGGGAGCCCCACCCGCGGAGAGCAUCCCGCAGAAGACCCGGCGGACCUCCAGCGAGCAGGCAGUGGCUCUGCCUCGGCCUGAGGAGCCUGCCCCGUGCAAUGGGAAGCUGCAGUCAGGAGCAGAGGAGGCCGUGGCUCCUCCCGGGGGUCCUCGGAAGGAGGUGGCGGGCAUGGACUACCUGGCAGUGCCCUCCCCACUGGCUUGGUCCAAGGCCCGGAUUGGGGGACACAGCCCCAUCUUCAGGACCUCUGCCUUACCCCCGCUGGAUUGGCCUCUGCCCAGCCAGUAUGAGCAGCUGGAGCUGAGGAUUGAGGUGCAGCCUAGAGCCCACCACCGGGCCCAUUACGAGACUGAGGGCAGCCGAGGGGCUGUCAAAGCUGCCCCUGGUGGUCACCCUGUAGUCAAGCUCCUAGGCUACAGUGAGAAGCCACUGACCCUACAGAUGUUCAUUGGCACUGCAGAUGAAAGGAACCUGCGGCCUCAUGCCUUCUAUCAGGUGCACCGUAUCACAGGCAAGAUGGUGGCCACAGCUAGCUAUGAAGCUGUAGUCAGUGGUACCAAAGUGUUGGAGAUGACCCUGCUUCCUGAGAACAACAUGGCAGCCAACAUCGACUGUGCUGGAAUCCUGAAGCUCCGGAACUCAGACAUUGAGCUGCGGAAGGGGGAGACAGACAUUGGGCGCAAGAACACACGUGUACGGCUCGUCUUCCGGGUGCACGUGCCCCAGGGCAGCGGGAAGGUCGUCUCAGUGCAGACAGCAUCAGUGCCCAUUGAGUGCUCCCAGCGCUCGGCCCAGGAGCUGCCCCAGGUAGAGGCCUACAGCCCCAGUGCCUGUUCUGUGAGAGGAGGAGAGGAACUAGUGCUCACUGGCUCCAACUUCCUGCCAGACUCCAAGGUGGUGUUCAUCGAGAGGGGCCCUGGUGAGCACUCAUGGGGGCGGGGGGCAGGCAGGAAGAGUUUGGAACGGGCAAGUGAGAGAUCUCUGGCACUGUCAUUAAACUAGCAAGUUGAACCUCAGUUUCCUUAUCUGUGAAAGGGAACAGAUGGACUGCCCUU
This is a messenger RNA of Panthera uncia (snow leopard), 2363 nucleotides long. RefSeq names its product nuclear factor of activated T cells 4 (gene NFATC4). Bases 565 to 2310 code for a protein of 581 amino acids. Gene Ontology annotation, cellular component: transcription regulator complex. The record is from RefSeq and is a predicted model, not a curated record. NCBI's taxonomy places the organism in Eukaryota, Metazoa, Chordata, Mammalia, Carnivora, Felidae. Gene Ontology annotation, biological process: cytokine production; calcineurin-NFAT signaling cascade; regulation of transcription by RNA polymerase II. The transcript has 6 exons. Gene Ontology annotation, molecular function: transcription factor binding; RNA polymerase II cis-regulatory region sequence-specific DNA binding; DNA-binding transcription factor activity, RNA polymerase II-specific.